AAAAAAUAUAAUUCAUUUAUUUUAGGUGAGAUGAAUAAUUUUAAUUUGUUACAGUCGGCACAUUAACUCUUUACUGAAGCCAGCUAAGAAAACAACAAAAAACAACCAGGUUUUAUAUCAACAGCGAAACUAUUUCUAAUUAACUUUACAUUUAGUGAUUUAGCGAUUGUUACUUUUAAUUAAAACGAAUUAGUAUAAUAAUUUCUAAGUGCGCGCAGCAAUGGCCAGAAGGACACAAGUGCACUCUGUCGGUAUAAGCGAUAAUACCGAAGAGCUCGAAAGUCCGGAAACUAUAGAAUCCGCUUCGCUAGCUAUACAAGAUGUCGCUUCAAAAGCCGCACAAAAAGAUUUAUGGGAACGCCCUGCCUCCACAACGCCACCUAAUUUGCCGAACGACGGAUCUACUCUAUUACGCUUUGAAAUCCAACUAGCUCGUAUAAUGCCUCCUGAUGGUGAGGAUCUUAAUGUGAAACGAUAUGUGGUCUAUGAAUUGUCUGUGCGUCAAGACUCUUCCAUUAUCGAUCCACAACCUGCAAGCAUACAACGUCGCUAUACGGACUUUCGAAAUCUCUACAAUAGUCUUAAAAAGGAGUUUCCAACUAAGAUGUCUUCAUUGUAUUUUCCCAAUAAGGUCCUUGUUGGAAAUUUUUCGGCUGAUUUAAUAGCAGAACGUAGUGCUGCCUUUGAGACAUUCCUCAGUCAUGUCGUCAGUUGCAGUACAUUACGCGACACGCCUGCGUUUUUACACUUUCUUCAAGAUCACGAACUAGCCAAGGCAUGUCAACUCUUGGACGAGCGUCGCAACGAAAUGGCUAUUCCAUUGCUAGAAAAUUGUUUUCGGUUACUAAAUAAAAUUUUCAUGGAUCGUUCCCGGGCUGUCCUAUUAAUUUUGUGUCGUCUUGUUGCUGCCUGCACCAUGUCACCGGUGCCGCAUCAUUCGGCCGAACGCUGGGCAACGUUGGCGCUGAGCCGUUACGAUACAUUGUGUGACAUUGAUCUCCUACAAUUAUAUAUUCCAUUACUACACACAUGCACACAUCUUUGGUGGCAGCGGGGUUUGGAUCAAAAGCCGCUAACUGAUCGUCUCGAGGAAAUGUCUAAAAAGGGCAUUAAUAUAAAAAAUUGUCCUACACUUAUCCAGGCCAUUCACAAGCUGGAUCCGCGCACUGAAACUAUAUAAAUAAUAUAUGCAUUCAUACAUUCAUAUAUAAAAUAUUGAAAAAUAGUGCACAUGCAUACAUAUUAGGGUGGUCAAAAAAUGCAUGUGAAAAAGUAGUCGAAAUUUUAAUGCCGCCACCCCUAGGAUUGUUCUAUACCAAAAAAGAUAUACCCCUAUCUUUUUAUUUUGAAAUCAAAAGAAAUUUAGGGAGUAUGGGAGAAAAAACCACUCUUCGUAGAAAUGGUAUAGAAUUCUUGCAAAUCAAUAUUUUUCGGACGGAAAACUUUGUUUCUCUUCAGGAGAUUCCCAGUAAUAAU
Messenger RNA from Rhagoletis zephyria (snowberry fruit fly), 1476 nucleotides. It is a transcript of the gene Snx21, whose product is annotated as Sorting nexin 21. The record is from RefSeq and is a predicted model, not a curated record. Gene Ontology annotation, molecular function: phosphatidylinositol phosphate binding. Gene Ontology annotation, cellular component: early endosome membrane. Gene Ontology annotation, biological process: protein transport. Lineage: Eukaryota; Metazoa; Arthropoda; Insecta; Diptera; Tephritidae.